This is a messenger RNA of Onthophagus taurus, 627 nucleotides long. The record is from RefSeq and is a predicted model, not a curated record. NCBI's taxonomy places the organism in Eukaryota, Metazoa, Arthropoda, Insecta, Coleoptera, Scarabaeidae.
CAAAACUCACUAAAAUUUGACACAUCACGAUAAAUGUUGUUCUUUUAGUGAAAACUUACUUUAAUUUAAAUAAAUAAUGGUAGAUGAAGGUACAAGAAAAACUUUAAGCAGCAUUCCCCUUUUACAAACGAAGGCGGGCCCCCGCGAAAAAGAUUUAUGGGUGCAACGGUUAAAAGAAGAGUACCAAAGCUUAAUAAAAUACGUUCAAAAUAAUAAAGCGGCCGAUAACGAUUGGUUUAGGUUAGAAUCGAAUAAAGAAGGUACCAAGUGGUUCGGGAAGUGUUGGUUCAUUCACGAGUUAUUAAAAUACGAAUUCGAUGUUGAAUUUGAUAUUCCAGUUACGUACCCGAUGACGGCCCCUGAGAUUGCUCUUCCUGAGCUCGAUGGGAAAACUGCAAAGAUGUAUCGGGGGGGAAAAAUAUGUCUUAGCGAUCAUUUUAAACCGUUAUGGGCGAGGAAUGUUCCCAAAUUUGGAAUUGGGCACGCGAUGGCUUUAGGGUUAGGACCUUGGUUAGCAGUGGAAAUCCCGGAUUUAAUCGCAAAAGGGGUCGUUUCCUACAAAGAAAAGGAAGAAAAAUGAAAUUUUUAUAUAUAAAAAACUAUAUUUUGUAUUUAUAACAAUUAAAA